CAGUCAUCAUUUUACGAAUGUUUUUACAAGGGGCUUGCGGCACCCUCCUGAUUUUUUUAUAAAUAUUUUUUUGCCAUGAAUGUCUCUAAUCAGAAUUUGGAUGAUAUGCGAAAUUAUUCCGUUCCGUUGGAUGACGAUGCGCAACCUGCAGUGGACCCUUAUGGUUUGCCGUAUUUCCAUGCGUGCUUGUUUGCAUCAGUGUUGGAAGAUACCAUUACUCAACAUCGGAUACUAAAGGAGUCCAACAACGAAAUGCGGCUAAGCAAAACAAUGGUAGACCUGAAACGUCUUCGCGCCCUCAAGUACAACGUGGAGCAGCCGGCUGUCACUGAUGAACUUGAGAACGUCAAUCCCAAGAAGCUGGAUUGUAUCGAAUAUAAGCUGAACAAAUUGGAGGCUGAUAGGAAUUACUUCGGGACCGUAUUGACGGAUACAUACUUGGGCCUGUCUCUGAACAAUAACUACUCUGCACUAGCAGAAUACGUCGCAUAUAUUGUGAACCGUAUAGAGCAGAAAUCACUCCUUAUUCAAGACGAAGCUAAGAAUAGAGCUCUACGUCGCGAUUUAAACAGACAGUAUAGGCAGCAGCGCAAUCACGUCAAAUCGGUCAUGUACGACACUGAUGUGGCUAUUGAACAUCUGAAGACACAGGUGGAAGAUGCAGCCUUAAAUGCAGAGAUCCGAAGUCGGUAUGUCCAAAAUUGGCAGAACGCGCGAACUGAACAGCACCACCAGGUUAUCCAUGACAAAGAGAUAGCACCCACAGAAGCCAUAGAGUACUACAAACAGAAGAGCGACCAUGAACAAAGAGUUCAUACAGAAGUGGAACUCCUUAUGACUAUUUCUGUUAAUGAAACGUUGCAGAAAGUUGAGGCUUGGAUGAAUAAAUACGACCAAGACAUGGAGGCAAUCGACCUCAGAAUUCAAAUUACGAAGAACAACCAUACCAAUGCUUAUGAAAAGAGAAUUAAUUUGGAAAAAACGAUACAAGACCAUGAUGAAUUAAUGAAGAAUUGGAUAAAUUUCAAAGAUGAACGUGAAAAAGCUCGUUUGUAUCGGGAGAAGAUGAACAACGCCGCUGUAAUCGUGCAGGCGUGGUGGCGUGGUCUGCUUGUGCGUAAUCAACUUGGACCUUAUAAGCCUUUACCCAAGAAAAAGGGCGCUCCCGCUGGAAAAAAGAAAAAUAAAUAAUUUGAGUUUUUUUUAUAUUGCUUGGCACAAAGUGCAUUUUCCAAGAAGACAAGAUUGAGAUAUUUGUAAUACCUAUAUAGAACUUAUUUAUGAUUUCAUAGAUUAUUUAUUAUUUUUAUUUAAUUUUGUGUUUGUAUCAUAGUAAUUUAUUUUUAAAGUUUAGGUUUUUUUUCGAUUUAAUUUGAU
Messenger RNA from Achroia grisella, 1377 nucleotides. Its product is annotated as dynein regulatory complex protein 9-like. Gene Ontology annotation, cellular component: motile cilium; cytoplasm. The record is from RefSeq and is a predicted model, not a curated record. Gene Ontology annotation, biological process: cilium organization. Bases 76 to 1191 code for a protein of 371 amino acids. The transcript has 8 exons. NCBI's taxonomy places the organism in Eukaryota, Metazoa, Arthropoda, Insecta, Lepidoptera, Pyralidae. Gene Ontology annotation, molecular function: protein binding.